Molecule: messenger RNA, 420 nt
Organism: Puccinia triticina
Lineage: Eukaryota; Fungi; Basidiomycota; Pucciniomycetes; Pucciniales; Pucciniaceae
Exons: 2
Coding region: 1-420 (139 amino acids)
Source: RefSeq, a predicted model, not a curated record
AUGAAGGGGAAUACGAGCAAGGAUUUCAGGGAUUUCUUGUUCGACGAAUCGACGACGCCGCCCUUGGAAGAGCUCGAUAGCAUUCCUCCUCCCAAUGCCGGUAAUCGUGCCACUCCGCCUAGCGAUGCUGAUCGAGCCGAUGAAGAGCCAGUUGCCGACGUGGGUGAUAGUCCGGCUCCAGCCGGUGAUGGCCCUGCCAAAAGUCGCAUGCGAGCUCCUGGCACGCCAGCGGCGAUGAUCCGGCUGCAUCUGGUAUGUCGACCAAAUACACACAUUCUGGCUCCCGGGCGAUCUUCCAGACCUGCUGAGAUUGCAGCUGAGGCUGGUUCGUGGGCAGAUACCGCGCCCCGAAGAAACGGCAAGAGUCCUUCUCAAGAGAAUGACACGAAGCCGAGACGGAGCACGAAUGCCUCCCAUUAG